CGUUGUGCUCUGUAAUGUUAGGUGAUACACUAGAUACAUUGGAGGUCAUUUGACGGGACGAUGAUCGACCACUCGAUGCGAGAAUACGGUCACGCGCUCGGAAAGGGAGCUCGCGGCGAGCGCGAGGCGAUCGACUGUAGUGCGCGCGGAGCAUCGAUCCGAGUGUCAGUCCCAUGCAGGAGCCGGUGAAGCCUGAGCUGCGCGGAACCAUGGCAACAGAGCGGCCCUCCAGACUGCGCGUGUUCUCUCUCAACUGCUGGGGAAUCCGAUUCCUCAGUCAACACUGCGCACAACGGUAUGAGAUGAUCGGGGAAUUACUGGACCGAGAGCAGCACGACAUCGCCCUGUUACAGGAAGUAUGGAGUGAAAAAGAUUUCCUUUUCCUGAAGGGAAAGCUGUCCUCCUCUCAUCCCUAUACUCACUAUUUCAAGAGUGGAGUCAUUGGCAGUGGUCUUGCUGUCUUCUCCAAACACAAAAUCCAGGACGCUCUGCUCUACCAGUACUCUCUCAAUGGCUACCCAUAUAUGCUGCGCCAUGGCGACUGGUUCGGAGGCAAAGCAGUUGGACUGGUCAUUGUUGACGUUUUCGGGUUAAAGGCGCACGUCUAUGUUACUCAUUUGCAUGCUGAGUACUCCAGGGCUCAAGAUGAAUACCUGCCCCACAGAAUAGUGCAGUCCUGGGAACUCCUGCAGUUUGUGCGCCACACGUCCUGUGGAGCAGAUCUGGUGAUUCUGGGAGGGGAUCUGAACAUGCACCCUCAGGACCUUGGGAACCGUCUGAUUAGAUCCCACACUGGCCUCAGAGACUGCUAUACUGAAACUGACAUGUUUGAUGGCUGUGAAGAUGGACACACGCUGAUAGCUGACAACCACUUCACAAAGAAGCAGGAUCUUAUUCCGUUUGAGAAGGGCAUCAGGAUUGACUACAUUCUCAUCAAGGGCUCCCAUAGAGUGAAUAUGAAAUGUGAGUCCCUGUCCACUACCAAGGGCUCAGUGUCUGAUAAACCCUUCCCGUACUCUGACCACGAGGCCCUGACUGCUGACCUGGCCCUGCUACGGUCAGAGGACCGCAGGAAUGCACUUCCUGUAUCAGAGCGUAUGGAGGCGGUCUCAGAGGCGCGUGCGGUGGUGAAGGAAGGCCUGUGUCUGACAGAAGCCCUGCGGGACAAGGCCGUGCGUCUGAUGUGCGGUGCUCUCCUGCUCCUGCUGCUGGUCUUGCUGCCCUGCCUGUGCCACUGCUCCUUCACCACCACAGGGUUUCUGGGAGCCGUGUGCAUGGGCGCACUCCUCUCUGGAGCUCUGCUCUACAUGCUCUUCACCACACACAUCAAAGUCCUGAAAGAGACUGAAGACCAGAUGCUGCUGACCUCGAACGAGCUCCACGCUAAACUCACAGGAUGGAGAGUGUCUGGAUCUUCAUCUUCCGAUGGCUCUCCAGAGCUCCAGCCGUCGAGUUCCUUUAAACGAGAGGAAUAAGGUUGACCCCUAAGUCCCUGUUUACACCUGGUGUUAAAGGAGUUGUUCACUUUUGAAAAAACUUUUGCUGAUAAUUUACUC
Molecule: messenger RNA, 1556 nt
Organism: Pimephales promelas (fathead minnow)
Lineage: Eukaryota; Metazoa; Chordata; Actinopteri; Cypriniformes; Leuciscidae
Gene: smpd2a
Product: sphingomyelin phosphodiesterase 2a
Molecular function (GO): sphingomyelin phosphodiesterase activity
Source: RefSeq, a predicted model, not a curated record